AGAACGCUAGCUGGUCAGGUCAGGAAAAACGGUUUUCGCUCUCGCCCCGUCGCUUUUGGUCGUUGUGUCGUUUGCUAGUAGGCCUGGCAAUUUAGAAGAAUCUUUCUCGGGUUGCAACCGGAUCUGGUUUUUGACGGUUUUGAAUUUUGUUCGAAUCCGUUGCAUCCGUGUUUUUUGGGAAGCGGAAGAACUUGGGAUUUCUGGAUCUGUUUACUGUUUACAAGGAUACCCGUAGAUUUAUUGCGCAAGGAAGCUCCAGGAUUAGGAGCAGCGUGAUUUGUGAGUGAUCGAGACUGCGGACGCCGUUGAACGGAAGGAUAAAUGACUUGUAUUUAGUGAGGUGGAACGUGAGUGAGUAAUCACAGCCCGAUAAAAAUAAAUCAAAAUUUGUUCUACCAAGAAGCUGUGUUGGAUCAUCGUUGAAAGAAGUGCCGAAGAAAGCGGCUAAGGGUGAAACGACAAGUGCAUCGUGUCGUCGUGCAGAGUGCACCAGGUCGUUUAGGUUUUUUUGGGAGGUUUGUGUGUAGAACCGAAAACAAAUAAAUAACAGUGCAAAGGCAAAUAUCAAAGAUAAAAUUAAAACAUUUCCCUCUGACAGGUUCAGAGUGCAGAUCGCGUACUCACGCGUUGGGAAAAGACGCGAUCGACAAGAAUUUGGCCCUUGGUGCAGGUCUUGUUGUUGCGGUUUAUGAUUGCAGCAUAUGCUGCAUAGUGCACGAUCGUUAUCGGAGAAACAUGUUUUCGGGGCGUAUAUGAGUGUUGUUGUUGUUGCUCCAAGAAGAAAAGAAAAUACCUGUGCUGUCGAUAGCUUCGUUUUUGCGGGUAGGUGGCCAGUUUGGAUGGUUUUUGGGCAGGGAAGUGCGUGCGGGCCGACAAAUCCAGACGAUUGUUGAAGCGUCGAUCUGUAAUGAGAGCUGCUGGCUGCAAGUGGUUGUAGGAAAGAUUGUUUCUUGUUUUUGUUUGCAUUUCGGGGAAGCGGAAAACAAGCCAGAUUUGCAUUUCUCGUACUCUCCGUUGGUCGUCGGUUGCCUGCCUACAGCAUCAGAACUCGCGAUCGGCAGCAGCCGCUCAGUAAGGGCAGGUUCGCCAAGUUGUGCCCCCGGGGAAUGCGUCACGAAAACCGAUACUCCCAUGCACCGUGGAUUUCAAACCGUCUGUGGAACGAAACGCACAAUUUAAAAGUAUAAUAGAAUUGUACAAACAGAGACCUACAAAUUACUCUCGCUGUUUCGUGUUUUUGCUGUUCUUGUUGUUGAGUUGAUUGAGCGGACUAGCUAAGAUCGACUUUUCACACGUUUCAAAAAGUGUACGCUAAUUGCUCUAGCAUGCUUCGGCUUUCAAUUGCUGCUGCAUUCCAGAUUUUCGCCAGUGAAAACAGCCGCCGUAGCUAGAUCGAGACCAACCGCCGUGAUUCGAUCGUAAUAAACGUUGCAAAACUUAGACACGCUAUGCACUAUGAGUAAUUUGGUGCGUACCCGGCAAACUUUCGGUCAAGGCCUUCCGAUGGCUGAAAUCUCUGUCAGUUUUAAACGGACCUUACAUCCGGCGCAUCCGUCGCCGAACAACAAACACUCCCACCGAUAUCCGCAUCAUUACCAGCACACGAUCGUCAGCAGUCGGCGGCAACAGUGUCCAUCCACGAGAAAUAUUGGCAGCAGUAGCAUCAGUAGCAGUAGUAGCUGCAACACCCACGCCUCCGCUACUACCAAUAGCAGUUAUUUAUCAAAAUUCCUGAUUUUAUUGUUCCUAUCUAUCUGUGAUAACCGAGCGUGUAGGACGCUUACCUUAACAGAGGCCGCCACCGUAGUCUUCGACAGCAGUAGCAGCACCACCACCGUUCCCAUUUUAGCCACUAGUAGCAGCAGCAGUAGCAGUAGUACCAUUAGUUCAAUAACCACAUCUCAAGUGGUCGAUCAGCAGCAGCAACAUCCAAAAAAUGCUGCCGCCGAAGACUUCUCCCACCUACAACCAAACCCCACCAGCAGUAGUGAUAGUAGUGAUAGUAGUGGCAGUGAAAGCAGCACCAUCAUCAACAGCAGCAGUACCGAGCCGAUCAUCGAUCAGAUGCAGCUGCAGCAGAUCGUGAUGGAGGGACUUGGCUUAAGCAGCAUCCCCGAUGUGAGGGCGAUGAACAUCAGCCAGCAGGAGUACGAAACCAAAUAUCGAGAGUACCUGGAGCGGGUCAAUCGACGCAACGCCAAUCGCGAACUCAACCGGAGGAUACGUCGGGACGUUGAAUUCGAACCCGAACAAGAGACUGAGUCGAUGGCGGACGACGACACGCCGGACGAAGAGGACAGCUGGGUGGAACAGCGACAUCUCUACAGCUUCCCAAAUUCUGGUCACAAACUGAAUCAUCAGAAUUUGCGGCGCAAGCGAUCUUUAAGCAACAACUAUGACCUGGUCUACAUCCGGUUCGAUGUACCAACCAGAAAUGCAACUACCGGUGAGCUGACGGGUAUCAACUCACCAUCCAUGUAUCACGAUCCCUUCGAACAUCAUGGAGCUCAUCAUCAUCGAAGGCAUCACCAAACGCUCUCGGAACUACCGCCAAUAUCACCGGAGAACAUCGAAGAGUCUUCACUGAAUCUGAUGUUAACGUGGGCUCGAAUACCGAAUGGAGAACUUGGGGCAAAUGGCAACGGUAAACAGCCUCAAAUGCCUGCUUUCGUAGAACAUGAUCAACAACACGGCCGCAAUAGUCGCAAAGGAAGGAUCAAAUUCAAACACAACGGACAAAGCAAUGCUAUUUUAGGUUCCGGAAAGAGUGGUAAUUUUAUGGAACCUAGCCAUCAUCGAGGUGGCAAAACCAUCAACUUACACAUUUAUCAGCUGGUUGAGCCCUAUGAAAGACAUUGGCUAACGACCAAGACUAUUGCAUUAGCGGAUAUUGGCUUCAACGAUAAGAAAUGGUUCCAGCUGCCGAUGGAUGAAGCUGUCCGUACAUGGCUUGAUGGAUCUAGAAAGAAUCUCGGACUGGAAAUCUAUUGUGAGAACUGCUUCAACAACAACGUUUUUGUGAUUCACGAUUCGUCUCCUUUCUUCACAACCUACGACGAAAUCCCGGUCCUAAACGUAGUCGGUCGAUUGGUGCAACGGGAGAAACGAUCCAAAAUUCAGCGGUUUCGACCGACGAAGUCAGAUUACAUUUCUCCCCCUAAGCACACGUCCUGUACCUCGAACAAUAAACGAUGCUGUCGGCAUCCCCUUCUGGUAGACUUCCGCGACCUCGUGGGAUACGACUUCAUCAUUCAACCAAAGACAUUCGACGCUGGAUUUUGUAGGGGUCGUUGCCCUUACAAAUACAACGCAGCUAAUAACCAUGCCCUUAUUCAGAGUAUGCUACACGAGCAUAAAGAUUACAACGUUCCCAAGCCAUGCUGUGCGCCGUCCAAGCUCGAAUCGAUCGAUAUUCUCCACGCGGAUCCGGUAAAUCCUCAACGACUGAAAGUGAGCACUUGGAUCAACAUGAGGGUAACAGAAUGCGCCUGCACGUGAUUGAUUCGUUUCAAGCUUUCUAAUUUGAAAGAUAUUUUUUUCGGAACAUAAACUCGAAGAUUGCAGAAAAACGGACUGUUUGAAUAUGAAUAAGCUUCGAAAAAAAAACUUUCUGUAAAGCAGCUUCAAUCAAACCCUGCAAAUCAUAUCCCUGAUCAUUUGCAUUUAUGAGCCUUGGACUGUGCGAACGAAAAAAAAAAUUUUGACAAAAAAUUACGAAAAUUUAUACUUCAUCGAUAAAAUCCUUCAAACAUUUGGAUUGAAAGGCAUAGGGCCGGGUUGAUAACCAAUAGUAUUAUUUACGAACAACAAAAACGAGAAUAGGAAGAAACAAUAGCUGUUACUUUCAACUUGCAAACGAACAAAAUGUAGCGAAAUGUAAGCCACACAAUACAAAUAUACGUUAAGUUCAUCCCAUGAUAAUAAGGCAAUGGAAGAAACCCGAAUAAACAAUUGCGGUUGGACACUCGUUUCCAACCAUACCCCCAUUUCCUGAUUGUAAUUAGUGAUAAUGACUUGAAAACUUUAUUUAUAAAUUAUUUAUUUCUACCGUUAGUGAAGAAUUUUAAGUUGACCUGAGAAAAAAAUAGAUCUACUUACGAAGAAAACAGAAAACAAAGCGAGUGUGUUAUAUAAGCUAAGUUUAAAGUAUUUCUUCUAAACAAUUCUCUCGAACAAACGAAAACUCAGAACGCUAGCCAAAGGAAACCCGACAACCUGAUACAAAAUAAAUGGGUAAUUUUUGUGUUUUUUGUCGUAAGCUCAAAGGAGUAUUUUACAUAUAGGGGAGAAAGAGACGAAUUAUUUUCUUUGAGUGUGCAUGAUGACGUUGUGAUCGGAAGAGUAUCACACACACAGUUAUAAAUAUUUAUUUCCCGGCACAUCUCGUUUUAAAAAGAUAUGAACGUACAUCCAUGUUCUCUAUCGUCGUAACAAUGUUUUUGUUUUUAUUUUCUUGAAUGAACAAAAAAAACACAUUCAGGAACAAUGAGUCAAAACAAGUCUCAUCUCCUGGUAGUGUACCGAAGAAAUACAGAAGAAACAGAAUCAUGUUCAAAUAAAUAGUAUUUAGAAAUAUAA
Messenger RNA from Uranotaenia lowii, 4578 nucleotides. RefSeq lists its product as uncharacterized. Gene Ontology annotation, cellular component: extracellular region. The record is from RefSeq and is a predicted model, not a curated record. The coding region runs from base 1456 to 3498 and encodes 680 amino acids. Gene Ontology annotation, biological process: SMAD protein signal transduction; BMP signaling pathway. The transcript is spliced from 3 exons. Gene Ontology annotation, molecular function: cytokine activity; growth factor activity. NCBI's taxonomy places the organism in Eukaryota, Metazoa, Arthropoda, Insecta, Diptera, Culicidae.